ACCACGCUGCACGUGUGUUUGUUUACAAAAAUGUCACGCAAAACAUGGAAAUCCUUGGACAAGCCGCCGCUUUCACAGCCCGUCCUCGAGGUGCUGCAGGGGUUUGGCUUUGAUCUAAUGACACCUGUGCAAACGGCAUCGAUUCCAUUGCUGUUGGCACGCAAGGAUGUCUCCGCCGAAGCUGUUACGGGCAGUGGCAAAACGCUGGCGUUCCUCGUGCCUAUGCUAGAGAUUCUGCAGCGUCGCCACAAUGAGACGCCCUGGACAGCAAAGGAGAUUGGUGCACUGAUCAUAUCGCCCACACGUGAGUUGGCGCGACAGAUAUCCGAGGUGCUUGCCCAGUUCCUGGCACACGAACAACUGGAGCACCUGAAUCAACAGCUCAUCGUCGGCGGCAAUAGCAUUGAGGAGGACAUCGCCGCUCUGAAGCAGCAAUCACCAUGUAUACUGGUGUGCACGCCUGGACGUCUAGAGGAUCUGUUUCAGCGCAAAGGCGACGACCUCAAUUUGGCUUCGCGUGUGAAGAGCUUGGAAUUCCUGGUCCUCGACGAGGCGGAUCGCCUGCUCGACUUGGGCUUUAAGACGAGUGUCAACAACAUCUUAGGCUAUCUGCCUCGCCAGCGACGCACUGGUCUCUUCUCAGCCACACAGACCACCGAGGUAACUGACCUGAUACGUGCCGGCCUUCGCAAUCCUGUGCUGGUCUCCGUCAAGGAGAAGGCUUCCGUUAAUACCCCAGCGCGUCUACAGAAUUUUUACAGGAUUGUGGAGCCGGAACAAAAGUUUCUCUCGCUGCUGCAGUUCCUACGCUCGCCCACCUCCAAGACCGGCAAAGUUAUGGUCUUCUUUCCCACCUGCGCUUGCGUCGAGUACUGGGCAGAGAUGCUGCCGUCGUUUCUGCCCGAUCGCCAGGUCCUGGGCAUCCACGGCAAGAUGAAGAACAAGCGGGCCAAUGUAGUGGAGCGUUUCCGCACCGAGGCAAACUCGGUGUUGCUGUGCACGGAUGUUUUGGCGCGUGGUCUGGAUGUGCCCGAAAUCGAGUGGGUGGUGCAAUGGGAUCCUCCGUCCAAUGCUUCGAGUUUCGUGCAUCGUGUGGGACGCACCGCUCGGCAAGGCAACGAGGGAAACGCUUUGGUAUUCCUGCUGCCAACCGAGGAUGCAUAUAUCCAGUUCCUAAAGCUCAAUCAGAAAGUUGACUUGAGCGAACUGCAAGAAGAAUGCAUUGAAACAGACGAGGCUGAGCUGAGGUCAACGGUGGAGAAACUGCAUCAGCUGCAGGCCGCUGAUAAAGGUGCCUACGACAAAGGCAUGCGAGCCUUUGUAUCCCAUGUGCGAGCCUACACCAAGCACGAGUGCAGCGCUAUAUUGCGGCUGAAGGAUCUGGAUCUGGGCAAAAUGGCAACGGCGUAUGGACUGCUGCAGCUGCCGCGCAUGCCAGAGCUGAAGAACUACCAGGGCAAUGGAUACAUUGCGCCCAGCUUCGAAGUGGAUCUCACCAAGCUGACCUACAAGAAUGCGCAGAAGGAGCAGGUGCGCAAGCAGAAGCUGCAGACGUUCGAGCAGACGGGCACUUGGCCAGGACGCCAGAAGCAACACAUGAAACGAACCGAAUCCUGGGAUCAGACAAAAAAGGCCAAGCUGGAUGCCAAGUCGAAGAAGGAGUUGAGAAAGGCGAAGAAGCAGCGCAAGCGCGAAGCGGCAGCAGCCGAGGGUGGGGCGCAGCGCAAACGCAAGCAGCAAUACACACAGGAGGACCUGGAAGAACUGGCCAGCGAUAUUCGUCUAUAUAAGCGGCUCAAAAAGAAGAAAAUCACCGACGAGGACUAUGACAAGGCCAUGGGCAUUGAUGGUGUUGACGACUAGGAAGAUGUGUAGUUU
Messenger RNA from Drosophila arizonae, 1878 nucleotides. Its product is annotated as putative ATP-dependent RNA helicase DDX55 homolog. The record is from RefSeq and is a predicted model, not a curated record. Gene Ontology annotation, molecular function: ATP binding; nucleic acid binding. NCBI's taxonomy places the organism in Eukaryota, Metazoa, Arthropoda, Insecta, Diptera, Drosophilidae.